AUGCACGCCUCUGCCAUCAUCGCUUUCCUGGCCACCGCUGCCACCGCCGCCGCCGCUGUUCCCGGUGGUUCUAUCAACACCAUGACUGUUCAGCAGGCUGCCAACUCUUGCGCCAACGGCCAGAGCGUUUACUGCUGCAACCAGGUCACCAACAAGCCUGCCGGCAACUCUAUCGGUGAGGGUGCUGGUAUUGCCAACGGCCUUAACCUCUUCAGCCAGUGCUCCAAGGUCAAGGUUGACGUCCUCGCCAUUGCCAACAGUCUCCUUAACAAGGAGUGCCAGGCCAAUGCUGCUUGCUGCCAGGACAGCCCCGGCACCGCCGCCGGUGGUCUUAUCAACGCCGCUCUUCCCUGCGUUGCCAUCAGCAACCUUGUCUAA
Molecule: messenger RNA, 378 nt
Organism: Fusarium coffeatum
Lineage: Eukaryota; Fungi; Ascomycota; Sordariomycetes; Hypocreales; Nectriaceae
Exons: 2
Coding region: 1-378 (125 amino acids)
Cellular component (GO): fungal-type cell wall
Molecular function (GO): structural constituent of cell wall
Source: RefSeq, a predicted model, not a curated record